Molecule: messenger RNA, 4783 nt
Organism: Glycine soja
Lineage: Eukaryota; Viridiplantae; Streptophyta; Magnoliopsida; Fabales; Fabaceae
Product: UBP1-associated protein 2C-like
Exons: 2
Coding region: 100-1254 (384 amino acids)
Molecular function (GO): RNA binding
Source: RefSeq, a predicted model, not a curated record
CAACACAAACAGAGAUCUCUGUUUAGGUUCGGUUUUUUUAACCAAACGUACUUCACUUCGUGCCUUCAGAAACCCUAAUUCCCAAAUCUCAAACGAACCAUGGAAUUCACCAAGAAGCGCAAAACCGAAGAGAACGGCGACACCACCGAUUAUCCGCCGCAGCAAUCCACCGAAGAAUCCCCAAUCGCCGCCGCAGCCCCCGCCCCCCUCGCCGCCGAAGACAUCCGCAAGAUCCUACAACCGUUCUCCCAGGAGCAGCUCCUCGACCUCCUCCAAUCGGCAUCGCUCCGCCACCCCGACGUCCUCGAUGCCGUGCGCGCCGUUGCGGACCUCGAUUCCACCCUCCGGAAGCUCUUCGUGCGCGGUCUCGCCGGCGAGACCACGACGGAGACCCUCCGCGGCGUGUUCUCGGCGUUCGGCGAAUUGGACGAGGCCAUCGUGAUCAUUGACAAGGCCACGGGGAGGUCCAAGGGCUACGGCUUCGUCGUAUUCAGCCACGUGGACGGCGCAAUUCUCGCCCUCAAGGAGCCCAGCAAGAAGAUCGACGGCCGCAUGACCGUCACACAGCUCGCCGCCGCCGGAGGCCCCGGCGGCGGCGACGUGUCCCUCCGUAAGGUCUUCGUUGGGAACGUCCCCUUCGAGAUUUCCUCGGAGAGGCUCCUCGACGAGUUCCUCAAGUUCGGAGAAGUCGAGGAAGGGCCUCUGGGGUUUGACAAAUCGAGUGGCAAAAGCAGAGGUUUUGCCUUCUUCGUUUACAAGACCGAGGAAGGUGCAAGGGCUUCGUUGGUUGAACCAUUGAAAACAAUUGAGGGGCACCAAGUGAUUUGCAAAUUGGCUGUGGAUAACAAAAAGACGAAACCUUUUGUUGCGGAUCAGCAUCAGCAGCAACAUCAUCAGCAACAUCCGCAGCAACAGAUGCAGCAGCAAGGUUCGAUGAUGGUGCCUCAGUAUGGUGGAUAUGGUGGUAAUGGUUAUGGGAUGCAGCAGCAACAGCAGCAGCAUCAGGUGCCACCGUAUAAUAAUCAAAUUCCGGUUGCCGGUGCUGGCGGGUAUGGCCAUGGAUAUGGUAAUUCACAGAUGGGCGGGCCGGUUUCCGGUGAUUAUGGUGCGAGGGUGCCUCCCAGUACUGGUGGGGGGUACCCUGAUGGCUCGCAGUAUGGCUUCCCUCCUUCAUCGGGCCAUCCGCCGCAGCCGCAGAUUCCGAUGGCGAGACCUCCUGGUGGAAUGUACCAAGGCAUGCCACCCUAUUAUUGAGGUGUUUCAUUCUGGUUUGUGAUGGCUUCUUGGGCGCUAAUGCUUUAAAUGGUUGCUUUCGUGCAUGCAGAUAAUGAAAUCUUUGGUUUUGGUUACAUGGACUGCUGUAAUUUGUUGCUGCUUCACUACCUCUGCAUCUAUGUGUUAUGGUUCCAUUUGUGAUGGGUGUUAGUUGAAGCUUACAUGACUUGGCGUAGUACUUGAAUGUAGUACUUAUGUAGAAUUUCUGUAGAAUUUUUGGUUCAUAGUUUUUACCUAGUUUAGUUUCAUAAGUUAUUGACUAAAUGCCAAGGUGGUUACAUUAAAUUUUGAAAUGUCUCUUAUUGUGCUCUUUCGUGCAUAUAUGUACUCUGUGGUUGUCGUGAUGACCUUAAUUUUGUUCUUUUAACUUCCGCUAGUUGCAAGUAUUUGCUUUGUAUGGUGGCGCUCGUGAUUCAUUUGCUUAUUUUUUGAAAUAUCCUUCUCACUUGGUUUUAUGCUAAAUUCAGCAUCAAGUCUUAAUGAGUAAAUCAGUUCACUCAAUUCUUUUAGAGGCUUAUUCAAAUUGCCUUAAAGAUGAGAUCUGCAAUUGAUUUGCCCUGAAAUGGAUGCUUGUGAACACCUUUGAAAAUUGGUGAUAUAUUUGAGUAUUUUGUUGAAUAUCCUUUUCAUUUGGUUUUAUACUAAAUUCAACAUCAAAUCUUUGUGAGUAAACUUAAAGACGAGAUCUGCUAAUAUAAUUUACCCUGAAAUGGAUGUGUGUAAACACCUUUGAUUAUGAAAAAUGCCAGCUGUGAGAUUGAUUACCUUGCUUGUUGUGAAAUCAAUGCUCAAACUUGAUGUGGCAAUUGCAAUGCCAUGUAUUUUCAUGUAUAAAAUGGUAAACCUUUAUUUUCUAAUGUUCAAUCUAUGAUGAUUAUUUUUAAGCUCCCUCCGUUUUCCGAGCCAACCCUCUGAAAAAAAUAAAUUAAAGUAAGAUAAAGUAACAACAAAUAUUUCUUGAGUAAACCACCAAUUUGAUUCUUGAAGUGUUACCCUCUCUCCUAAGUGAUUUUUAAAGUAAAACAAACUACUUGACUAGUCCUAGCAGUAUUAGAAAUCAAACAAAGUAGUCCCUUUAAUAUUAAAAUACCCUUCGAAUGAUACCUUAAGUUAAAAAAAAAACAUCAACGUUGGGGACUAAAUUGAUGAAUAUUCAAUACAUUAGGGGAUUACGAAUAGUUUUAUUACCUUAGGAAUUGUUUAGGAGAGAGAGUAUUAGUUUGAAGAUGAAAUUGGUGAUUUACUUGCAUUUUAUUACUCUGUGUCUUGUGAUAAAAGUAGGGUAUGCAGAUAUUAGAAUUUAUAGGGCCUAACUUAACCCUCAAAAUUAACUUGUAUGAUGAAGAUUGCCCAAACUUAAAGUAAAUUAUCCUUAAAGUAAAACAAACUACUUAAGUAGUCCUAUAAUUAUUAGAAAUUAAACAAAGUUUUCCCUUUAAUAUUAAAAUACCCCUCAAAAUAUUCCUUAAACAUUAAAACAAUACAUCAACUUAGGGACUAAAUUGAUGAAUAUUCAAUACUUUAGGGAUUACUUGAAUAGUGUUAUUACUUUAGAAUUUAUUUAGGGGAGAGAGUAAUAGUUUGAAGACGAAAUUUGUGAUUUACCUGCAUUUUGUUUCUUUGUAUCUUGUGUUAAAAGUAGGGUAUGAAGAUAUUAGAAUUUAUAGGGCCUUAACCCUAAAAAUUGGCUCGCACAAUGAAGAAUGCCCAAGCUUUGAGCUCAAUUUAAGCCAUAUUUCUAGUUGAUGUGGAAUUAAUACCACCCUCGAGGCUUUAAUUAAGGCAGCCUCUAAAGAGGCCGCAACUAAGGUGGACUAGAGGUGGCUACAAUUAAGAAAACUUUCACGCUCAGGGCUACUUUCCUGGAGCAUGGCAAUGCAAAUGGCCCCAAAAUGGAUCUAGGAGAGGCUGUGAUACCAUUUUUGAAUUUGGGUUUAGGGUCUAACUGAACCUCAGAAGACCAGGUUGCAAGAUAUGGAUUAUCCAAGCUUUACAAGCUUUAUUUAAGUCAUAUUUCUAGGCAAUGUGAGACUAAACACCACCUUUGAGGUUGCAAUUAAGGAAACCCCAAACAGGCUGCAACUAAGACGGACUAGGGGUGACUGCUAUUAAGAUAUUCCAUCAAAAGAUAAAAACCAAAACAGAAUGAUUUUGUUGGUUGUUUGCAGUUUGCCUUGUCUUGCAUUAUACUGUUGUUGAAUCUUAAGUGGAGUUUCAAUUAGGAUCUUGUAAAUGGUAUUCGUUAAAUUAGGGCAAACUCAAUGUCAAAACCGGGUUGUAAGAUAGUCCAAGCUGUAGAAGCUCUAUUUAAGUCAUAUCUGUUGUCGAUGUGAGACUGAACACCACCCUUGAGGUUGCAAUUAAGGUCAGCCCCAAAGAGUCUGCAACUAAGACGGACUACAGAUUCCCAUAAUUAAGAUGGCUUUCUAACAAAAGAUAAAAGGAAAAACAGAAUAAUUGUGUUGGUUGUUUGCCUCUUCUUGCAUUGUGCUGCAGUUGUGUCUUAAGUGGAGUUUCAAUUAGGAUCUUGUUAAUGCUAUUUGUUAAAUCAAGGCUAUGGCCUAGAGCGUAGCAACGUAAGUGGCCCAACAAUUGAUCUAGGACAGGCUCUAAAUACCAUUUUAAAUUUGAGUUUAGUGCCUAAUUCAACCUCACAAAACUGGGUUGUAAAGUGAGGAUUGUCCAAGCUUUACAAGUUCUAUUUAAGUCAUAUCUAUAGUUGAUGUUGAUGUGAUACUAAACACUACCCUUGAGGUUGCCUCUAUUUAAGGCUGCAAUUAAGGCAUCCACAAAGAGGCUGCAACUAACAUGGAUUAGGGGUGACCACAAUUAAAAUGACUUUUCAAUAAAAGAGAAAAGGCAAAACAGAAUAAUUGUGUUGGUUGUUUUCCCCAUAUUGUAUUGUGCUGCUGUUGAAUGUUUACUUAAGUGGAGUUUCAGUUAGGAUGUUGUUAAUGCUAUUUGACUAAUCGGGCUACUUAUUGAUGUUGUUUUAUCACUUGAAUAGUUUUGCCUCGACUUGCAUUGUCCUGGAGGAGAUAAAUAUUUUUAUGGGAAUAAUAACUUGCUUUGUAAUAGAUUGGUGCUUCUUUUGUUCGUUUUUUUCUCCCGUGAUUCAUCAUCCUUUUGGGCCAAAUAUAUUAUUUUUUGUUUGUUUCUUCUGAACAUUUCUACUCAAUGUUUUCUAAUUUGAUGGUCUGUGUAUCAAAACUUGUGAAUGUCCAUAUUUGCUGCUUUUUCUAAUGAUUUUUCGAGGUGGUUCUCCUGGUCGGUUUUGAUUUGAAGUAGUUCGGCCAACACUGCAUUGCUGUAAUCCUUGAGGUUUGGACUUUGGGAAUGCCAUUUUGGUUUCCAAAUGUUCAUUGAAGGAGGCAAGCUAUUUUUUUUAAUCAUAUAGUCCAAAGUGAGACAAUUGCUUGUAAUACUUUUGUAAUGAAAUACAAAUGUCAUCUUAGGGUAAGUGUACGUGACAGAUGGUUUGAUAUAAUAUAUUGCGCUUCGUUUAUUU